UUGUAAUUUUCCCUCCUUUCGCGACGCCUUGCCGUCCCUUGUCUAGUCCUCGAAGCCCAAGCCACAAAUAAACACCUUUCCCUAUCGUCUAACCCGCGGCCUCGUCAUCGUUUGUCUCCGUCAUCAUAGCACAGUAGCUUACUACCUUCGACGCCGACUUUGUACUCGACGGCCACGGCCUUGGCCGAGGCCACGUCCCUGCUCACCACCGCGUUGUCUGCGUCCCGAUCCCGCCUAAUCCGACCCAUCGUUCUAUAACAGUCGUCGUAUCGUCGGGUUCGCAGCGGACCUUGGGCUUCGGUCGCGAUGAACGCCAUUCAACAGAAAUGCCGGCCUAAACACCAAGUCCUAGUUCUCAAAUGUUAUCCCCGGACCACCAAGGGCGCAGUCGAUAUUAAGCCCAACUCCAGCGAGCUCAGCUAUCUCCUUUUCUAUGCCACGUCACGACGCUCCAAGAUACAGAAGAUUGGCCAAUUCCUUGAGAAGAAGACGGCUAGCGAUGUCUGGAGGCUGCGUAUAGGCAAUGUUCAGGUCACUUUGCAGAUCUUAGCUGCCCUCAUUGAGAAGUCACCGAAAGACCUGCCUCUCUUCGCGCAAAAUGUCCUCAAAAUCUUCGGACUCAUCCUUCGCUCUAACGACAUCACCAUGGUAGAGGCCUCACUCCCAACGUUCGAGACUUUCUGUGAGCAUCAUGACGUGUCGUCGUUAUUUGCCGACCAGGCUUAUUUGCGUCAAUACGAAGAGGUAGUGCACGCAUAUGCAGCUUGCGCCUCGACUCGCGUGACACCCGGAAAAGGGACCCCUAGCAAAUCGGUGGCCCUUCGCUGGCGAAAUGCCGGUCUAGGAGCUAUCAAAAGUGUAGCAACUUCAGAUGCACUGUCGUCUGUAUCUGGACGUCAGCUUCAUGUUUUAGUCCCAGUGAUACUCGAGAAUCUCUGGACUGACGAUGAAGAUUUCCUGGAUGUCUUGCUACAGCGCGCCCAGAUGGAGGAGAAGGUCGACUCAAACGCGUUACUACGGCGUAGGACAAGCGUAUCAACCGUGAGGACAGCAGAGAAUGGUGGCGACACGAACCCUAUAGCCAUUUCCGGCACAUCCGGUGACAUUGACAAGUUAGCAGAGGAAGAUACAGGGGUGGCGGCAAUGCAAUGCUUGAAGCAGAUAUUCGUAAUGCCAAAUCGACCGCAGCUACAUGGAGCCACCACCGCAUUGCUGAAGUUCACCCAAGAACGUAUUUCCCAAAAAGAGGUAGUAGUCAAGUCUCAGCCUGACGGUAGCAGAGAUAGCGGUUGGGCAAUUAAAAUCUUUGAUUUAAUCACAAGAUGGGCGCCGGUGCAAGAUCGAUAUGCUAUCAUGGUUACGGCUAUGGAUGCAAUGCUGCAAAUUCAACCGUCUAGGGAUAGCAUUGAUGAGCUCACCGUUCUGGCAGCCAUUAUCGGCUCGCUUCUACGCUCGGACAUAAACUUGAUUGGCCUAAGCGUCAUCGAUGUUCUUCUGAGUCUGAUACAACAUAUGAAGCGGACACUGCGGUACUGUGCCGCCUCACGAGACGGUACUUCAUCUAGUGCGAGUCUCGAGGGUGAACUAGUAUCAGACAGCCGGGAGCAGGUUUAUCCCCAACAACGCACGCUGCUCGACCGUAUUCAACAAUGCAUGGGAGACCUUGCAACUCACGUAUACUAUGCUGACCAAAUCUCGGAUAUGAUCUCGGUGAUUUUGUCGCACUUGAAGCCACAUCCCAGUGCUCCAGAGUCAAAAACAACUGCCGAAAAACUUAGCACUCCACCUGGCCCAGGGGCAUCAUCGGGAAAUAUCUCAGAAGAACAAUUUCAACUGGAUAACUAUUUUGCCAAGGAUCUGGCGAAGGCAACUGCACUCAAAGCUAUACGAUCGAUCUUGAUGAUCGCCAACCCUAAGACGAAACUGAGUGGGAAUGUCAGUUUGAGAAGAAAUAAAGUCCCUAUCCAGGUAUGGGAGGGAUCUCACUGGCUCUUACGUGACCCUGAUGGACAGGUUCGCAAAACAUACGUGGAUGCAAUCAUCACUUGGCUGGACAGAGAAACUACACGAGCUGAUCUCAUAGCUCGAGACGAUUUGAGCCAUGAUUCUUCACGAGUGAACAACCGCGAAGGCCUUCCCGCAAAUGCUAACCGCAGAGCUGUGUCGAAUGCUUCAAACAGAGAGAAAUCCGCCAGGCGAUCAUACUUUCUCCUCCACCUACAUCUUGCUAUAUAUGACACUGCACUGCAAUAUAUUGAGUUCGAUACGGAUGUAGCUUUGCUCCAUAUCUUAUUGACGAAGCUCGUUACUCGAUUGGGGGUGAAUGCUACUAGAUUCGGUCUUCCUAUGGUUUUCAGACUCCAAGAAGAUAUACAAGAAGUCGAGACACCCUUGUCAAAAGUGCGCUUAGGCUGCUUAUGUCAUGGCUAUUUUUGGGCUGUGAGUGAGCAAUAUGACUUUGAAACUUCUGCUAUUGGCAGGACUAUCCAGAACGAAAUUGCGCGACGGCGGAGUAAGAGCUUUUGGGUUGAGGGAGUACACGUUCCACCUCCGUCACUCCAAUCUAUUGGGAUGCCAGGGAUACAAAGCCGAGAGCGCAAGAUAUCUAUUCACGAAAUCGAGUCGGAGGCGUUACUCCCAUUUGAUGAUCGCCUAACAAUGAUCGACUGUAUCUCUACCAAUUAUCGAGAUGGCCCUGUCUCUCCACCUGUGAGCCCUACUGGGUCACCCGGUCGAUCGUUCGCGAGCCCUAUCCUGACCUCAACGCUUAGCACAAUUCCCCCAGUUGACGGUCAUGAUGAGCUUCCAGCCAAAUUUAGAGAAGAGAUGUUGAUGGAAUGGAGUCGAGAAUCUGCUCUUACCACUAUCCAAGAAGGCAGUAAAUCCGCGUCGCUUAGUGGCUCUAAAACUGGGACGACGGCAACAAGGAAGAAUCGGCUUGCUGUUAACGGGCCUAUAACUAAUGGCCAUGGCACUAGUCGACCUGGUUCAGCCUAUGCUGGGCGUAAUAAUCUGCGACCGUCUUCAAACGCUGGCACGCAUGAAGCUGCUCGCAAAUCAAGCGUACAGAGUCGUAGUUCCGGAAAGAGCGGCUCCGUUCGAGGCGUUGUGGCAUCAGUUGAGCAGCUCAAAUCAGCACUGACUGGGGAUCCAACCAGGCCACAAACAAUUCAUACAGUCCACACAGUCCGAGAAGACGAUAAUAGUAGCGACAGUAUGGUUAGCUACGAGUUUUCGCCUUCGGAAGCCUCCUAUAGCCCUCAAGCGCUCGAUGGUAAUGAGACAAAUGAUGGAAACCAGUCUCGAACACGACCAAAAUCUCGUGAGAACAAAGCACUUGGUGACUCAGGUGGCCCUUUAACAUCUCAUCCCAUGGAUGUUAGUGACCACGACGAUGAUGAAGUGCCUCCGGUACCACCUCUCCCUGCCUCGUAUGUUGGAAAGUCUCCAGAACGAGAGACGGGGCUGGACCAGUCGUUACGAAUUUCACUCCAGGACCAUGGGGUCAAGACUCAGAAACGAAACAUCAAGAGUCGAGAGGGCGAGAAUGCCAACUCAAACGCAUUCGCCGAUACCAGUGUUAGCAAUGCCUUAGACCUUCAGUCACUGCUUAGGGGCAUUGAUAGCAAGUCUCGACAGAACACAAUUGGUAACCUUAGCAGGCCCCCUUACUAGUCAUAUAUACAUUUGCUGGGCGGGUUCCAGCGCCUUGGUGGACAUUAUGUCACACAAAAUCACACAAACUUUUAGAAAGCAAGUACAUAGAAGUCGCAGGACGGGGUUUCAACACAAUUUUAUUAUGGCUACAUAGUAUAAUUAUUUUGAUUUAGCGUAUACUAUAUGUAGUAUUUAGUGUAGAAAAAAAUACAGAGGCAGUUAAGGCUAUGUGGGCUUCAAUGAUUAACCUGAACCGAUUUUUU
This is a messenger RNA of Xylaria bambusicola, 3920 nucleotides long. RefSeq lists its product as uncharacterized. The transcript is spliced from 2 exons. Gene Ontology annotation, cellular component: plasma membrane. Gene Ontology annotation, biological process: protein localization to plasma membrane. Bases 307 to 3675 code for a protein of 1122 amino acids. NCBI's taxonomy places the organism in Eukaryota, Fungi, Ascomycota, Sordariomycetes, Xylariales, Xylariaceae. The record is from RefSeq and is a predicted model, not a curated record.